Aspergillus versicolor CBS 583.65 is the source of this 1242-nucleotide messenger RNA. RefSeq names its product proline dehydrogenase family protein. The transcript is spliced from 2 exons. Bases 1 to 1242 code for a protein of 413 amino acids. Gene Ontology annotation, molecular function: proline dehydrogenase activity; FAD binding. The record is from RefSeq and is a predicted model, not a curated record. Lineage: Eukaryota; Fungi; Ascomycota; Eurotiomycetes; Eurotiales; Aspergillaceae. Gene Ontology annotation, cellular component: mitochondrion.
AUGGCAAGACUGCCCACUAGGCUCAUUCUGCGGUCUCUGGUCCUGACAUCGCUCAUGUCAUCCAAAUUAUUCCUCAGGCCGUCCCUUGCUGCACUGGAUAUCAUCACCAACUCAAAGUCUGCCAUCCUCAACCCCGACCGCAAUAGGGUCCUUAAUAGGAUUCUUCGCUGGACUGUAUACGACCAGUUUUGCGCUGGAACAAACCGCCAGGAAGUCUCCAAGACCGUAGCGGACAUCAAGAAAAUCGGGUAUCAGGGAGUUAUUCUGGGCUAUGCAAAGGAGAUUAUCGUGGAUCCGAUUGAUGCCGUGGUCCGUGAUGGAUCUGGUUCGAAGGUAUAUAGCGACCGAUGCUAUGACAUCGUGGAGGAGUGGAAGAAGGGGACAUUGAACACUUUGCGCAUGGUUGGUCCUGGUGACUACCUGGCAGUUAAACUCACAGGUGCCGGUCCCAUUUGUAUUAACGCUAUGGCAGAGAGAAGGCCUAUGCCUGCGGUUGUGACGCGGGCGAUGGAUGAGAUCUGCCUUGCUACACGAGAGCAAGGGUCCCGCCUGUGGCUGGAUGCUGAACAACAGGUACUCCAGCAUGGACUCGAUGACUGGGCUAUUGAGAUCAUGAAGAAGCAUAAUAAAUCCGGCCCACCACUAGUAUACAACACGAUCCAAUCUUACCUCAAAGGAUCAAAGUCAAACCUCGAUCGGCAUCUUACUCUCGCAUCCGAGGGGGGCUUCAGCGUGGGAGUUAAGCUGGUCCGAGGAGCAUACAUUGAACAUGAAAUGCGCUCCCUCAUCCACGACACCAAGGAAGCGACGGAUCAGUCGUAUGAUCUUCUCGCCAACGCAAUGAUAUGCUGUCGAAUGCCCGAGGGCUCUAAGCUGGACUUUCCGAAUGCGGCUCUCUUCCUUGCCACACACAACGCUGCAAGUGCUGCCAAAGCAAUUAUUGGACACCAAAAGCGACUCCUUGCAAACAAACCCGUCAUCCCACUAGAGUGUGGACAGAUCCAGGGGAUGGCAGAUGAGCUGAGUUGCGAGUUGGUACAGAACUAUGAACGAGCCCUGGAGCAGUCCACAGAAGCAAAUGUGCCAGUUCCGAAGGCCUUUAAAUGCAUGGUCUGGGGCUCAGUUGCAGAGUGCAUGCAGUACCUUCAUCGACGCUCUAUCGAGAACAAGGGCGCAGUUGAGAGAACGCAGCACAUGGUCACUGCGUUGAAAGAAGAGCUUCGGCGCAGAAUCUUUGGUUGA